CUUCCGGUGUCAUGGCGCUGAUGUACGAACUGUGAGCGAGUUUCUCAAAGCCGUUGACUGACCGGACCGUCUUUUUCUCUUAACUUCUGAUUGCCUACUACAUUGGAAGGAUCCCGGGAGACCUUCAAGCCACUCAAUGGAAGCACUGACCUUUAAGGAUGUAGCUGUGAAUUUCACCAAGGAGGAGUGGGCUCUGCUGAAUCCAUCCCAGAAGAAGCUCUACAGAGAUGUGAUGAAGGAAACAUUUAGGAACAUGACUGCUGUAGGAAGGUCCUUGGACAACUGGCAAAUUGAAGAACAUGAAAAUCUCUCAAGAAAUCUAAGCAAUGAAAAGGUACUGGACUGCAGUCAGAAUGAAGGUUGGAAUCAACAUGUAUCUCACACCAGAAUGAAGCCAGAUAAAUAUUUUGGAUUGGAUGACAAGCUGAGAAAAUGUAAUGAACAUGGAACAACCUACAGUGAUCUCCACUCCUUUCAGAGUAAUGCAAGGAGAAAGAUCAGUGAGAAAGCCUAUCAAUGUGGAAAAACUUUCUCCAACCUCAGUGCAAGAACUUAUACUGAAGAGAAUACCUUUGUAGGUAAGAAAAUACUGAAAGCCUCCACUACCCCCAAUGGUGAUCAAAUCCAUGAAAGAAAUCACAGUGGCUGGAAGCCACAUAUGUGGAAGCAAUUUGGGAAAGCUUUUAUUUCUUUUCCCCUUGUUCAAGUACAUGAAAAACGAUACAUGGAAGAGGGACCCAAUAUUUCUAAGGAACAUGUGAAAAAUUCCUUUCACGGACCUGAAAGGACUCAUACUGGGGAGAAGCCCUACGUAUGUAAGCAAUGUAGGAAAGCCUUCCCUACACAAAGUAGAUGUAAAGUACAUGAAAGGAGCCACACUGGGGAGAAACCAUAUAUGUGUAAGCAAUGUGGGAAAGCAUUCACUAGACAAUAUAGUUGUCAAAUACAUGAAAGAAAUCAUACUGGGGAGAAGCCUCAUGUGUGUAAGCAAUGUGGAAAAGCAUUCAGUAGAAAUAGUACUUGUAAAGCACAUGAAAGAAUUCACACUGGGAAGAAACCCUAUACAUGUAAGCAGUGUGGAAAAGGAUUCACUAGACAGCAGUAUUGUAAAAUACAUGAAAGAAGUCACACUUGGAAGAAACCCUAUGCAUGUAAACAAUGUGGGAAAGCAUUCAGCACAUACAAUAAUUGCAAAGUACAUGAAAGAAUUCACACUGGGAAGAAACCCUAUACAUGUAAGCAAUGUGGGAAAGCAUUCACUACACAGCGGUAUUGUAAAAUACAUGAAAGAAAUCACACUUGGAAGAAACCCUAUACAUGUAAGCAAUGUGGGAAAGCAUUCACUACACAGAGUUAUUGUGAAAUACAUGAAAGAAGUCAUAUGGGGGAGAAACCCUAUGCAUGUAAGCAAUGUGGGAAAGCAUUCACUACAAGGAGUUACUGUAAAGUACAUGAAAGAAUUCACACUGGGGAGAAACCCUACAUUUGUAAUCAGUGUGGGAAAGCAUUCAACACACAGGGUUCCUGUAAAACACAUGAAAGAAUUCAUACAGGGGAAAAACCUUACAUAUGUAAGCACUGUGGGAGAGCAUUCAGCACACAGGGUUCCCGUAAAAUACAUGAAAGAAUUCAUACUGGGGAGAAACCUUAUGUAUGUAAGCACUGUGGAAAAGCAUUCAGCUCAUUAAGUGGCCGUCAAAGUCAUGAAACUAGUCAUAGUGAGGAGAAACCUUAUGUGUGCAAGCAAUGUGGGAAAGCUUUCACUAAAAAAGUUUUUUGCAAAAUACAUGAGAUAACUCACUCAAGUGAGAGACCCUAUGUAUGUGAGCAAUGUGGAAAAACUUUUAGAAACAGGUGUGCAUUUCGUAUACAUAGACGAAGCCACACUGGCGAGAAACCCUAUGCAUGUAUCCAGUGUGGAAAAGCAUUCCUCACAUUCAGUAUCUGUCGAGUACAUGAAAGUACUCAUAGUAGGAAGAAGCCCUAUGUGUGUAAACAAUGUGGGAAAGCAUUUGCUACACAGAGUUCCUGUCAAGAUCAUGAAAGAAUUCACACUGGGGAGAAGCCCUAUGCAUGUAAGCAGUGUGGAAAGACAUUCACUGCGCAGAGGUCUUGUAAAGCACAUGAAAGAAGUCACACUGCAGAGAAACCCUAUAUAUGUGAGCAGUGUGGAAAAGGAUAUGCUAGGAUAUAUGAAUUUCGUGCACACAGGCAAACCCACACUGGAGAGAAACCCUAUGUAUGUAAGCUAUGUGGGAAAGCAUUCGCUACACAGAGUUACUGUAAAAUACAUGAAAGAAAUCACAGUGGGGAGAAACCCUAUGCAUGUAAGCAAUGUGGAAAAGCAUUCGCUACACAAAAUUACCGUAAAAUACAUGAAAGAAGUCACAGUGGGGAUAAACCCUAUGCAUGUAAGCAAUGUGGGAAAGCAUUUGCUACACAGAGUAACUGUAAAAUACAUGAAAGAAUUCACAAUGGGGAGAAACCCUAUUCAUGUAAGCAUUGUGGGAAAACAUUCACUACACAGAGUUACCGUAAAGUACAUGAAAGAAUUCACAAUGGGGUGAAACCUUAUGUGUGUAAGCAAUGUGGGAAAACAUUUGCUACACAGAGUUACCGUAAAAUACAUGAAAGAAUUCACAAUGGGGAGAAACCCUAUGCAUGUAAGCUAUGUGGGAAAGCAUUCACUACACGGAGUUAUUAUAAAGUACAUGAAAGAAUUCACAAUGGGGAGAAACCUUAUGCAUGUAAGAUAUGCGGGAAAUCAUUCACUAUACGGAGUUACUAUAAAGUACAUGAAAGAAUUCACAAUGGGGAGAAACGCUAUGCAUGUAAGCUAUGUGGGAAAGCAUUCACUACGUGGAGUUACUAUAAAAUACAUGAAAGAAGUCACAAUAGGGAGAAACCCUAUGCAUGCAAGCUAUGUGGGAAAGCAUUCAGCCAAUGGAGUACCUGUCAAAUACAUGAAAAAUCUCACAUUGGACAAACCCUAUGUAUGUAAGCAAUAUGGAAAAAGAUUUACUAAUAUGUAUGCCUUUCAUGCACAAUUGGCAAACCCACACCGGUGAGAAAUCCUAUGCAUGUAAGUAAUAUGGAAAAGCAUUCAGCACACACACUAUCAGCCAAAGCUGUGAAAGAAUUCCCCGCGGUGUAGAAAUCCUAUCUAUGGCAGCAGUGUGGGAAAGGAUUAACUACACACAAAUAUUGUCAAAGACAUGAAAGAACUUCCACUGGGGAGAAAGUGUGCAUGUCAGCCAUGUGGACCAAGUUUUGCCGGUGAGUCCCCAUUUUAUAGACAUAGAAAAUCUCACACUGGGGAGAAACUCUCCAUAGAAAAGUAGUGAGGGGAAAGCAUUCAGUGAACACAGGUUUUUUGGGGGUUUUGGGUUUGGGUUUUUUUUUUUUGGUACUGGGAAUUGAACUCAGGACCUCACAUUUGCCAGGGACGCAUUGCACCACUGAGCUAAAUCCCCAGUACUUAACAGGUCAAAUUGGUUUUUUUUGUGUUUGUUUCUUUUUAUUUUCUUUCUUUUUUAUUUUAUUUUUUUUUUUUUGUAAUGGGGUUCAAACUCAUGACCUUGUGCUUGUCAGGCAGGCACUUACAUCACUGAACUAAAUCCCUGGCCCUUGAACACAGGUUUUUGUCAAGUACAGGAAGAAAGUCACACUGGAGAGAAAUCUUAUGUAUUUACAAGCCUGUUUUGAGGAUCCUGUGAAAAUUCCUCAUGAAGUAGAGACCUGAACAAGUAAACAAUUUUAUGUCAGUAUUCAAACUUUUUUCAAAAAAUACACUCCCAGAUGGAGAUACCUUAGAAUACAUUCUAUAUUUUUCAGUCAGUCACUUAUAAAUAUCUCAACUAUGAGGGCUGGGGAUUUAGCUCAGCGGCAUAAGUGCCUGCCUUGCAAGCAGGCAGUCGUGAGUUCGAUCCCCGGUACCGAUAAAAAAGAAAAAGACAAAAAAAAACAAUAUCUGAACUAUGUAUCUGUUGUCUUUACUAUGAAAAAUAUUGACAUAAUAUAUUUUUGUGUAAGCCAUUGUCUUUAAACUUAACAUACAGUAUCUUUUGAUCAAACAUGUGAAAAGUAUUUCUCAUUUCCAAGUCAGGUUAGUAAUUAUGUAGUUUUUUUCUUUGUUUGUUUGUUUGUUUGUUUGCUUUUGCUGUUUGGAGGUACAGGCAAUAUUUUGUUCAUUGUUUUUUAAUUGAUGGGAUUUUCCACUAGCUUUCAUUUUAAUUUUUUAGUGUAUAAAGUUUGCAUUCUGUAAAAAGUAAUUUUGAAUUGAUUUUAUAAAGCAUAUGCAUAUUAGAGACAUGUGAAUGUGUUUUUGACAAAGUGUGUUUUGUUUUCGAACAACUUGUAGAUUAGCAAAUGUUUUGUUUCUCAUAGCCUAGUGAACUUAUACUGCAAUGUCCUAACAUAAUUAUUUCAAAUACAUAAUUUCAAAUAUAUAAUUUUGUGUAUUUCACUUUCAUAUUGGUGUCAAUGUUAUGAUUUACAUCCAAUUUUGUUUUCUUACUAUAAAUAUUUUACUUUUCAAGCUUGUAUUUUUGUGACUUCUAACUUUGUGUGAAUUUUAAUAUUACUUUUAACAAAAAAUAAAAAAUACUUCUCUGAGUUUCUAACUGACAGAUCAAA
Molecule: messenger RNA, 4635 nt
Organism: Cavia porcellus (domestic guinea pig)
Lineage: Eukaryota; Metazoa; Chordata; Mammalia; Rodentia; Caviidae
Product: zinc finger protein 709-like
Exons: 4
Coding region: 137-3001 (954 amino acids)
Biological process (GO): negative regulation of transcription by RNA polymerase II
Cellular component (GO): nucleus
Molecular function (GO): DNA-binding transcription repressor activity, RNA polymerase II-specific; RNA polymerase II cis-regulatory region sequence-specific DNA binding
Source: RefSeq, a predicted model, not a curated record